This is a messenger RNA of Branchiostoma belcheri (Belcher's lancelet), 2289 nucleotides long. RefSeq lists its product as uncharacterized. Gene Ontology annotation, biological process: L-threonine catabolic process. Gene Ontology annotation, molecular function: L-threonine 3-dehydrogenase activity. Bases 26 to 2029 code for a protein of 667 amino acids. The transcript is spliced from 11 exons. Lineage: Eukaryota; Metazoa; Chordata; Leptocardii; Amphioxiformes; Branchiostomatidae. The record is from RefSeq and is a predicted model, not a curated record.
GUUACACACACACCACAGCACAGACAUGAAAGACUCAGAUCGCGAAUACCCGCGCUUUUGGCUCCUUCGCCUCCAGCUGUCGUCCCUGUUGCUAGUGGCAACCAGCGGGGUGUGGCUGUACAUCAGGGUGCUGGUCCGGAACGACCUUGCUGUAGCAGAGGGGUCAGAACAAGAUGGCGGCGCAUUGUUGUGGGUUAGUGCCUUGCCGUCCUACGCGCUGGUGUUGGUGUUUUUAGCGGGACUUGGGGUCACGGCGUACGCGUGUCGACCGGAGAGUGAAUUCAUGGUGCCUGGCUUGCAGAGGAGGUGGCUUUUCUACGACUGCAUCUGGUGGCCGGUCCAUUUCCUGUUCUCCGUCCAGGUCCUCACCUACAUCUGCGUGGAUCUCGUUCCCUGGGUUUUCCGGUCGGAGAAAGGUGCUAACUGCGCAUGCUCAGAGAUACAGGCAUUCGGAUUCGGUUCAAAUCGUCCUACAGCAUCAAAUACGUCACAAUCAGACGACACUUUUUCUGCGAUCACCAACGACACAAAUCAAUGCGGUGACGCGGCAUGCGUGGUGGACUGCGCCGCCUAUCUGUGCAGGUGUGUACUGCACUCCCUCGGCCGUACAGAGACCGUUUUCUCUCUCAACGUCACCACAAUUUCGGACGACAUAAAGAAGAUGUACGGGCUGGUGGUAGAUGCUGAAGCAACCGUCACAAACUCGGCAAUCAACACGUCUGACGUCUUCUCAAAUAUGGCGGGAAGCUGGGGAUCAUGGGAUGGUGAUGACGUCGCCAGGAUGGUUCAAAUCUCUGCCGUUAUCUUACUGACGUCACACGUGAUGACGUGGCACCACCAUCGCAGACAGCACCUGGAGUUCUGCCUCUACUGGACCCUGCAGACGAUCAGCGCUUCUUCCCUCCUUACACACCUCCUUCAAGACACGGCUUUCUUCCAAGACAAGUUCGCUCUAACAAACGCCAUCGUCGCCUUUGUUUGCCUCGCCUUCAUCUUCAUGACCUUGACCGUCGGUUACGAAGGUCAUCGCCUACUACAGUAUGACGUCAUCGAUCCCGACCCUCAUCUGAAUCACGUGUUUAUGAGUAACCUUGUGUGUUUCACAGGUGUCCAGGGACAGUUGGGCGCGCCGCUAGCGGAGGAACUCAGACAGAAGUACGGUCGGGACAAUGUGAUCGCCACAGGUCGGAGAUUUCCGGAGGAGGAGCUGGCGGCGAGCGGCCCGUACAAGUUCUUAGACGUGAUGAAUAUGGACAUGAUGCGGCAGUUCGUGGUGGAUCAUCGCAUCGACUGGGUGGUACACUUCAGCGCCCUGCUCAGCGUAAUCGGAGAAUCCAACGUGCCCUUGGCUAUCCAGAUCAACAUCGAGUCCGUGCACAACAUGUUGGAGCUGUGUAAGAACUACAACCUGCGGCUCUUCCUACCGUCCACCAUCGGCGCCUUCGGUCCCACCUCCCCGCGGAACCCCACCCCCGAUCUCUGCAUCCAGCGGCCCCGCACCAUCUACGGGGUGGCCAAGGUGCACGCGGAACUCAUGGGGGAGUACUACAACCACAGGUUCGGACUGGACUUCCGGAGCGCUCGCUUCCCAGGAGUCAUUUCGGCCGACACCAUGCCAGGAGGAGGAACCACAGACUAUGCAGUAGCGAUCUUCCAUGACGCUAUCCAGACGGGGAAGUUUGAGUGUUACCUUCGGCCGGACACGCGCCUGCCCAUGAUGUACCUACCCGACUGCAUCCGGGCUACUGUCGAGAUGCUAGAGGCCCCGGAUGAAGACUGGAAGCUGCGCACGUACAACAUCACAGCCAUGAGCUUCACGCCGGAGGAGAUUGCGGAGGAGCUAAAGAAACACAUCCCCAACCUGGAGGUCACCUACAAACCGGACGACAGACAACAGAUCGCUGACACGUGGCCGGAAGUGUUCGACGACAGCGGUGCGCGGAAUGACCUUGGGUGGAAUCACGAGUAUGACCUUCCGAAGAUGGUGGAAACCAUGGUGACGCGCCUCAGGAAGAAGUACGGCAAAUAGCGCGCUGUCACAAGGUCAAACGGUCAAGGUCAAAUAGAGGGUCAAAGGGGUAAAGGGCACUGGCGAGCUAAAUAGUUGCUAUGUUGCAAAUGCAAUUUUAAUGAUUUGUAAUGGAAACGCCAAAACAGUACGGUGCAACUGAGUAGAUAUGUAUAUGAAAUGAUUUUAUAAGGCACAGCCUUUUUUAGUGUCAAUGCUGUGUACUUUUGCAGUUCAAACUGUUUGAACUGUUCAAAAUAAAAAUGGUAGCAAGGAUUGUA